Tinamus guttatus (white-throated tinamou) is the source of this 1316-nucleotide messenger RNA. NCBI's taxonomy places the organism in Eukaryota, Metazoa, Chordata, Aves, Tinamiformes, Tinamidae. The record is from RefSeq and is a predicted model, not a curated record.
UUGGCUAAAACCAGUGCUUUUGAGUCCACUCCUAAUAGAAAUCUCUUUGUGACUAGCUUGACAAAAGUAAGCUGAAGCCUGGGACGAGGGUUGCUCUGGAUAUGACCACUCUGACCAUUAUGAGAUAUUUGCCAAGGGAAGUGGAUCCACUGGUUUAUAAUAUGUCUCAUGAAGAUCCAGGGGAUGUCUCAUAUUCUGAGAUUGGAGGGUUGUCAGAACAAAUCAGAGAGCUGAGAGAGGUCAUAGAACUGCCACUUACAAACCCAGAAUUAUUCCAGCGUGUGGGAAUUAUACCUCCAAAAGGCUGCCUGCUGUAUGGCCCCCCUGGUACAGGGAAGACACUGUUGGCCAGAGCUGUUGCUAGCCAGCUUGAUUGUAACUUCCUAAAGGUGGUGUCUAGUUCUAUAGUGGACAAGUACAUAGGUGAAAGCGCUCGACUGAUCAGAGAGAUGUUCAAUUAUGCCAGAGACCAUCAGCCAUGCAUCAUUUUCAUGGAUGAGAUAGAUGCCAUUGGUGGUCGCCGUUUUUCUGAAGGCACUUCAGCUGAUAGAGAAAUUCAGAGGACUCUGAUGGAGUUAUUGAAUCAAAUGGAUGGAUUUGAUACUCUGCACAGAGUUAAAAUGAUCAUGGCUACUAACAGACCAGACACACUGGAUCCUGCACUUCUGCGGCCUGGAAGAUUGGAUAGAAAAAUCCAUAUUGAUCUACCAAAUGAACAAGCCAGAUUAGAUAUUUUGAAGAUUCAUGCAGGUCCUAUCACUAAACAUGGUGAAAUAGAUUAUGAAGCAAUUGUGAAGCUUUCAGAUGGCUUUAAUGGAGCAGACUUGAGAAAUGUCUGUACUGAAGCAGGUAUGUUUGCAAUCCGUGCUGAUCAUGACUUUGUAGUUCAGGAAGACUUCAUGAAAGCUGUAAGGAAAGUGGCUGAUUCCAAGAAGCUGGAGUCCAAGCUUGACUACAAACCUGUUUAAGUUAACCGUGUAAUCCGUGACUGACUGCACAGGGCCUACUGGGUUAAUAUAUCACAAUAGAUAAAUAAUGUACAUCGUGGUUAUUAUCACAAAGCAUUCGUGUUACAUGUGGCUAGUAACUUGAUAAGACUAGUUGCAAGUUGGCUACAGAUAUUUUCUGUACAGUUCUGAAAAACAAUAUAGUCCAGGUUAAGUGAAAUGUGUGGAUUCUCUUGCCAAGUAUUGUGUGAAUUUAUAAAUGUGCCUGGAUGGAUUAGCAGACUUCAAGAAAGUCAAUUCAUUUCUUGACUUUUUUUAUAUCAAUACAUUUCCCCAAACAGUUGAAUAAAAUUUGUUUAAAUCAGCUUA